Messenger RNA from Colletotrichum phormii, 690 nucleotides. RefSeq lists its product as uncharacterized. The record is from RefSeq and is a predicted model, not a curated record. NCBI's taxonomy places the organism in Eukaryota, Fungi, Ascomycota, Sordariomycetes, Glomerellales, Glomerellaceae. The transcript is spliced from 3 exons. Bases 86 to 556 code for a protein of 156 amino acids.
GAACUUUCCGCUCUGAAAGAAGUCUCUUAUGCAGAUGACAGUGACGAACGGUCAGCAUAACUGAUUUCUUACUGGUCUUCUCCAAAUGCAUUGGCUCAGACUUGUCGCCUCACACUCGAAUCGCCUGGAUACCACUUUCGAGCUUUCAAGAUUCCUCAGUCAGAAGCCCAAGGAAGAACGACCAUACGCACAUCUACGAAAAGCUGAUCCAAUGACUCCAAUCGGGCAGCCUUACAGCACUGUUUGGGCCGGCAGCAUGUCCUCCCCCUCAAUUUCGCCUCAAGUUCUGAGUUGCAGGUCUUGUGACAGGCUGUCAGCACUGUUAUUGAUUCUCAAAGCGGAACGUUCGAAUAAUCUGCUGCCACGAUGGAAUAGUGGCUACAUUAGCGAUGCAAUGGGCCCCCGAAUCGAAGUCCUCUGUGUUACGGGCUGGACCCGAUUAGUGGAUCCGGGCCAGCGCCCGGAUAUUCUGCCACGAUUGACCGCGCGGGCUCUAUUACGCCUACGCUCCACCUCCGCGGAAGCUCCGCUUGUAAAUCUCUUCUCGUCAGCUUAGAUUCUGUCAGGCCCAUCCCAGUACACUCGUUACAACGAUUGUCACACUAUGCCUAUGAAACAAUAUGGUCUUACACAAGCAUGACUAAAUAGUCGGGAUAUUCCCAUAGCCACUCGUUCUUCAUACUCAUCAAU